UGCAUUAGGAACAACAGAAACUGAACACUGUCUCUUCCUCCGUUCUCAUCUGCCUUAGUAGACUCCUCCCUCUGCAAUUCUCUCUCUCAUACAAAUUACAAAGUCGGUGUUGCCCAAUUCCUCUCUCUCCCUCUCUUUCCAUGUCAGUUUUGCCUAUAUUUACAGACACUCUCAACAGCCCUUUUCCUUUUAUCUCUCCUCUCCCGUGACCCCCUCUCUCUCCUCUGUCUCCAUCUCACUUAUAACUCUUAUAAUUACACUCCUCUUAUGCCCCAUUCUUUAACAUGUUCAUUUCAUUGGUCUCAUAAACCUUCCCUUUCUUCUCACCCUAUCAGUACUUUCCUUUCUCCUCGGCCAACCCCAAUUUCGGCUCUGCCACUUUGCAACAACCUCUUUCUCUAUCUCUAUUCUCUCCCAAGUACUUCCCCUAAACUAUUAAAUUCCCCAAUCCCACAGUUUUCAACUUCCUUUUCUUGGCCUUUUCUGGGUUUUGGGUUUAAGUUUUUUAUUUUUUUUAUCCCCACUCUUUAGCAUGUUCUAUUCUUUCUACUAGAAUAUAACGAAAAUGUCUUCUUGUUUGAGUGGAACCGGAGCAAGAACUUACGGGUUAGAUUUAGAUUUAAUUAAAUCACCACCAUGUUCAUGGAGUCGAACAUCUCAAACAUCUUCUUCUCCCUCUUCAACAAUCUCCGAAUCAAGCAAUUCGCCACUCGCCAUCUACACCACAAAACCUAGAAACCCUCGAAAACGACCCAACCAAACCUACAACGAAGCAGCAACACUCCUCUCAACCGCUUACCCGAACCUCUUCUCCAAUCCGAACCUAAAAACAAACCCAAACAAUAAAUUCCACAAACCGUUAUUAUCGUCUGAGAAAAGUUAUGAAUCCAAUUCUUCGGAACUUCUAUUACCUUUCCGAGUAUUCGACACGUCUUCGUCUUUUCUACUUCACAGUGCAAUUCAUCAAAGCAAAGUGAAUUUGAAUUUGAAUUUGAAUUUCCCGUCGGAGCCGAAGCCGGUGAAACCAUGCCAGAGUCCCGGGGAGAUAAGUUCCAUGGUGAAUUUACUCGAAUUGAACGACGACGGAGAUGAUUUCGAUGCGGAAUCGAUUCUCGAUGAGGAAAUUGAAGAAAGCAUCGAUAGUAUCAUGGGAGGGAGAAUUCAGGAGGAUGAAUCUAAGGUAGCAUCUUCUCAUCAUCUUCCAUGGAUUGGUUUAGGCGGGAAAAUCGACUUCCGGUUAGGUUUACAGAGAGCCGGAGUGAGAGCUCUUCGUCAUGUCGAUGAAGGUAAUUGGUGGAAUUUUCCGGCGGUUGAUAUGCUUAAAAUUUCGCCCAAAAUUUGCAGUGUCGGUGGUAAAACGCCGGCGCCGGUGACGGAGAAGAAAAAGAAGAAGAAAGUGGUUGUGGUUAUGAAACAGAGUGAGGCGUUGAAAGAAACUGAAUUGCCGAAGGCGAAAAGUGGUUUGUUGUUGAAAUUGAAUUACGACGGCGUUCGGAAAGCGUGGUCCGACCGGGGAACACCGUUCGCCGACGACAGCCCUGUUUCCGAUGUAUCGGGAAACGAUGUCAAUACGCGGUUGUCACAAAUUGAUUUGUUAUGGGAGAACAACGGAGGAGGAGUUAGAGAAGCUAGUGUGCAACGUUACAAAGAAAAGCGUCGCACGCGUCUCUUCUCUAAGAAGAUAAGAUAUCAAGUUAGAAAAGUCAACGCAGAUCGACGGCCAAGAAUGAAGGGACGAUUUGUUAGGAGGCUGAAUGCUUGCUAGCUCAAUUGCACACAAAUGAUUGUUCUA
Molecule: messenger RNA, 1792 nt
Organism: Vicia villosa (hairy vetch)
Lineage: Eukaryota; Viridiplantae; Streptophyta; Magnoliopsida; Fabales; Fabaceae
Product: protein CHLOROPLAST IMPORT APPARATUS 2-like
Exons: 3
Coding region: 566-1765 (399 amino acids)
Biological process (GO): regulation of DNA-templated transcription
Cellular component (GO): nucleus
Molecular function (GO): protein binding
Source: RefSeq, a predicted model, not a curated record